Messenger RNA from Paramormyrops kingsleyae, 1714 nucleotides. Lineage: Eukaryota; Metazoa; Chordata; Actinopteri; Osteoglossiformes; Mormyridae. The record is from RefSeq and is a predicted model, not a curated record.
AGGAGGGACUGUAGAGUAGCGUGUCAGGGAACUACUGCGGGCUUCCUCCGCAGCCGUCAUUUGUUCUAUCCUGAAAUUAAAGUAUAUAGGAUAUCUGUAUGGUAUAAUAUGCCAGCUGAAGUCAUCGGACUGGAGGAAAAUAGCAAUGGAGGAUUUUGAUCGUGUGAAAGAUGUCAAGAUAUGGUUGCUAAUAUUGCUUUGUUUGUGGGAUUCAUCCUCUGGGCAGAUUGUAUACUCCGUGUCAGAGGAGGUGAACAAGGGAACCGUGGUUGGAAAUAUAGCGAAGGAUCUGGGUCUUAAUAUCAAUGAACUGGAAUCGAGGACGUUUCAGAUUGUGUCGGGAUCCAGCAGGAAAUAUUUUGAGGUAAAUCUGAAAAGUGGCGUAUUGUUUGUGAAUGAGAGAAUCGACCGAGAAGAGCUGUGUCCGAGUGCUCAGAAAUGUACUUUAUUUUUAGAAGCCAUUAUUCACAAUCCUUUAAAUCUUUACCGCGUAGAGAUUAAUGUCUUAGACGUAAAUGAUAACGCACCGUUUUUUUCACGGAACAAGAUAGAGUUGAACGUAAGCGAAUUUGCUAAUCCAGGGGACAAAUUCUCCAUUCUUACGGCAGAAGAUCCUGAUAUGGGCAGUAACUCUGUUAAAGCGUACAAGCUGAAUCAGAAUGAACACUUUGGCCUUGAUGUACAAAGCGAAGGAGAGCAGAUACAAUCUGCUCAGUUAGUGCUUCAGAAAGCACUAGACCGAGAGAAACAGGCAGUGAUACCUCUAGUAGUUACUGCUGUUGACGGAGGGAAACCUCCCAGGUCGGGAACCCUGCAGAUCACCGUGAACGUGAUGGAUGUGAACGACAACACCCCAGAAUUUAGCAGGCCACUGUAUAAGGUUAAAAUGAAAGAAAAUGUUCCAUCCGGGACGCCGGUCAUAACACUGAAGGCGACCGAUUCAGAUGAGGGUCCUAAUGGUCAAGUAAUUUACUCUUUACUUAAUCAAAAAAUCGUGAAGCUUAACAUUUUUGGCAUUAAUCCAAAUACAGGUGAAAUAACCGUAAAAGGAAAUAUUGACUACGAAGAAAAUCCUAAUUUUGAAAUCCGUGUAGAAGCUACUGAUCAAGGUUUCCAUCCGCGCAGUACGCAAUGUAAAGUGCUGAUUGAAGUAAUUGACAUGAAUGACAAUCGCCCUGAAAUAGCAAUCACUCCAUUAAUGAAAAGUUUGAGGGAAGACGCAACUAACGGAACAGCUGUGGUGCUGAUUACAGUGUCUGAUAAAGAUGGAGGAGAAAAUGGAAGGGUGAAUUGCGAUGUAGUUGGCAAUUUUCCUUUUAAACUGCAGACUUCUAUUAAAAACUAUUAUUCGCUCGUCGUUGCUGGACCGCUAGACAGGGAAAGCGCUCCUCAAUACAACGUCACCAUCAGAGCUACAGAUGAGGGAACCCCGCCUCUGUCCAGCACCAGCGUCAUUACCGUGCACGUUUCUGAUGUGAACGACAAUGCGCCGCGUUUCGCACAGCCGAUAAUAAAUAUCUAUGCAAAAGAGAACAAUCAGAUCGGCACCGUUAUAUAUACCGUGUCUGCGGCUGAUCCGGAUGAGAACGAAAACGCCCGAGUUUCUUACUCGCUCAUUGAAGGCUCUUUAGCCAGAGUUCCACUUUCUAAUGUAAUAAACGUUAAUUCGGCCAGUGGGGAGAUAUACAGCUUACAGUCUUUUAACUACGAAGAA